GACAAGCUGUAGCAUUUAUCUGACAACAAGAAAUGAAGGCAGUGAUUGCAAGAGACAUAAAAAUAGAUCUGGCCUGAAUGAUUGGUGCGUCAUGUAUUUGUGUUUGGACUGUCAGAUGCACCUGUACCAAGCUUUGUGCCAUUUAAAAAUAUAUAUAUAUUUUUUUAAGUAAACCACAAUGCAUAUCAGCUCGUGUUUCUGGUGCUGCCCUGGACAAAAGUGCUUCCUGCAUGCUGAUGAAGGCUGUGUCUGUUCCGUAUUAAUGUGUAAUGAAGUGCUGUCUUCUCGCUAAUGGGAGCCAUCGGAGGUGAUGGGUGCUUUGGCAGGUGGACUGCGUCUCGGGAAAAGUGUUCUUCAGGGCGGCGGCGGGGCUCGGCGAGCUGCGGGGGCUGCGGUCGGGGGAGCGCCUGUUCCUGCUGCUCAAGAAGCUCAGCCCGCUGCCGGUGACCGGGAGCAGAGGGAAAAUGCUUCAGGAGAUUAAAAGCCUUGUCAUGGAGGAGCCAAAAUACUGGCUGGAUAUUAUCUCUGUUUGGAGGAGGCUUCAUGGACACGAGGGGAGAACAGGUGAUGUCUCUCAAGAAAAUGUGUUGGGUCUGAAGAGAAAGUCAGAAGAAGAGACAAGUACUGCAAGUAAAAGGCAGAAAACUGAACAAGUGAGCACAGAUGUGCCUGAGGAAUGUCAGGUGGAGGCUGGAGAGACCUGUGUGGCACCAGAGAGAAUGAGCAGUCAGGAGUGCUGGACUGAGAGCAAGACUUCCUCAGAACUCCCUUCCAAAGGCAGUGGAGAGAAUCCUGCUGCGAAUGAGAAGCUUGGCUUCAGUUUCAGAGUGUCUUGUCGCUGUAGUGGAGCAAUUGCCAAAGUACUUACUUCACAGGAGGUGGGCAGAGCCCUGGGCGUGGCACUGGUGAGGCAGUGCGGGUGGCGCGCUGACCUGCGGGACCCUGACCUGGAGAUCUUUGUACAUCUUAAUGAUAUUCACUCUGUCGUGGGGAUUCCUCUUUUCAGGCUUCCAUUGGCAAACAGAGAGUACAUCAAAACAGCAGGACUGCGGUCAACGGUCGCAUGGGCCAUGGCAUCUCUGGCUGAAAUCAGUGCUGGUGCCCUUGUGCUGGAUCCCAUGUGUGGGCUGGGAACGAUACUGCUGGAGGCUGCCAAAGAGUGGCCUGAAGCCUGUUACUGGGGUGCUGACAUAAGUGAGUCACAGUUAGAGGGUGCAGAUGAGAAUAUUAGAACUGCAGGCUUAGUGGAUAAGAUCGAGUUGCUUAAAGCUUCUGUGAAAGCAUUGCCAUUGCCUUCAGAGAGCUUCGACAGUGUUAUUUCGGAUAUUCCAUUUGGGAAGAAGUUCAAGACCACAAAUGAUGCCCAGCUGCUGCCAGAUAUUCUGCAGGAAAUUGAGAGGGUGCUUCGUGUUGGAGGGACCGUGGUGCUGCUGCUGAGCCGGGAGCUGUGCAGGCGCGCGGACGGUUUGACCAGGAGUGCUGGGGGUGACCCUGCUGACGGCGACAGCGGAGCAGCCCCGGCCCCGGGCACGGAGGGGAAUUCCUCCUCCUCAGCACAGGGGCGCGCAGAAUCCGUUCUCAGCAGGCGUUUGGGGUCCCUGGUGCCAGAGGCUGUCCAUGCCGUUAGUCUGGGCAGGACUGAUGCUUUCAUACACAAAUACAGGAAGGUCUCUGCUGCUGGGAACGGGGAGCUGUCGGGGCCUGGGCUGGAGGGAACUUGAACCCCGAGAUGCUGCAGGAGCAGCACGGCAAGGCUCGAUGGGACCCUGCUGAUGCAGACAAACCCAGUGCCAUCUGUUAGACUGCCUCACAUCCUCUGACAUCCUAAGGCACUGUGGUUUUCUCUCCUUGGUUUUUAGGAGAGAUGGAAGAUGCCUGCCAGUGUUUCAGCCAGUUCUACUGUGUUGUGUACAGUGAAACAGGAUAGAGCAUAGUGUAAUGAGGCAGAGUCCUCAAAUCCUUGUUUAGGCAAAGCUGCUCAGUAUUGGGAGGAGUUUCUAUGGGAGAGAAAGUCUUUGUUUGCAGAACUGCAAUACCAGAUGUGGUAGCCCAUGAUCUUUGAGGUGUCCAACUCUUAAUUUUAAAGUUAUAUUUAAGCUACAGCUUUGUCUGUUCUAGCUAUUGUUAAUGUUCAGAUUGUUUUUAGGUGGAGGAUAGGCAAGCCAGCUGAGCUGCUGAGAAGGAAGGGAGGACAGAAGGAGCAGCACUGACACCAGAGUUGCAGCAAGUCCCAGGUGUCUGGGCCCUGACUCUGUUCUGUGUGUGCUGGGUCCUCCCUGCCCUUGCCUCUCCCCCUCUCUCCCACACUGUUGUGACACAUUUUUUCCUUCCCUAUGCCUUUCCUCUCGAUUCUACUGUCCCAUCAAAACAUGGCUUUUAGAACUGUAUCAGCAUUAAAUAAAAGGCCCAAGGCAAUCACUCAGU
Molecule: messenger RNA, 2424 nt
Organism: Catharus ustulatus (Swainson's thrush)
Lineage: Eukaryota; Metazoa; Chordata; Aves; Passeriformes; Turdidae
Gene: THUMPD2
Product: THUMP domain containing 2
Exons: 10
Coding region: 465-1721 (418 amino acids)
Biological process (GO): tRNA methylation
Molecular function (GO): RNA binding; tRNA (guanine) methyltransferase activity
Source: RefSeq, a predicted model, not a curated record